Cryptomeria japonica (Japanese cedar) is the source of this 791-nucleotide messenger RNA. RefSeq lists its product as uncharacterized. The record is from RefSeq and is a predicted model, not a curated record. NCBI's taxonomy places the organism in Eukaryota, Viridiplantae, Streptophyta, Pinopsida, Cupressales, Cupressaceae. The transcript has 3 exons. The coding region runs from base 81 to 488 and encodes 135 amino acids.
GACUGAACUCACUAGUGAAGGAGAAAAUAUCUAUUAUAAGUAGAAGUGGAACUAUCGAUGACUCCUACCAGUGGUUCAACAUGGCUAACAUCUGGGUACGAGGGCUCGAAUUCUCCAGUCCUACUGUUCUCAGAAAUGUAGGUUUUAUUCAACGUGGUUUUGCUCAUGUUCCAAAGGGAGAUACUGGAGAAGAUGCCAAUAUGGCUCAGAAAACUACCAGUAUCUUGACCAGGACACGAAAGCCUAUCUCUGGAGGACUCAUUCAAAUGUUUUCAUCUGCUCCAUCAAAACCAGGCAAUGAUAAAGGAUCUCCUCCACAGCAUAAUGAAAAACCGGGAAGCAAGGGUGCAGGAAAACAAGCCAAGGAUAAAGGAUCUGGUCCACAGCAUAAUGAUAAACCGGGAAGCAAGGGUACAGGAAAACCAACCAAGGAUACAGGAUCUGAUCCAAAGAAUCUCCAUGAAGAACGAGAAGCAAAAGAUAACUAGAAGAUUUAGCAUAGAUGUAUGCGUAGAUUCUAGAAUAAGAAAGUGAAAUUUGUGUUUGUUCGUCCUAGUCCAGCUUAACGACAUCGCACAGAUGUAUGCGUAGAUUAUAGAGUAUGGUAGUGAAAAUUUUAUUAGUUUUCUUUAGCUCUGCUUGACGAUCACAUGCUUGUCAAACUGUUUGAAGUCUUGGGAUAUAUAAUGGUGUGCCUUGAUUGUUCUGCCAUAUAUAAAGCAAGCCUUGUGAUUAUAAAUGUUGCAUUGCAUUCGCAGUUGUACCUUGUUAUUUUAUACGAUGUUGUAAGA